Bactrocera latifrons is the source of this 2408-nucleotide messenger RNA. It is a transcript of the gene Tango5, whose product is annotated as vacuole membrane protein 1. The record is from RefSeq and is a predicted model, not a curated record. The transcript has 7 exons. The coding region runs from base 680 to 2062 and encodes 460 amino acids. Lineage: Eukaryota; Metazoa; Arthropoda; Insecta; Diptera; Tephritidae.
UCUUGCUGACUGACAUUCGGAAUAUUUUCAUUCGGAGUAAAAUAUUGGUGAUGGCAGUUUGUUUAGUCGUUUCUUGAAUUGAAUAAUUUUGCUUUAAGUUGUGGAUUGUUCUUUAAAUCCUUAAUCACGGGUUAAAAGAGUAAGAAAAGCGAACAAAUGUAAAUUAGAAAUAAUUGCAUAGUAAAUCCAACAAAUUUAUGGUUGAAAUUCGCUUAAAAUACGUGAAGAGCGUUUGCGGAAUUACACAAAUAAAGAAAAAACUAUUUCGAACAGACGGAAGCGCGAGAAACCCAAAAAGUUGUAUAUUCUUUUUUUUAUUGAGACCUUAUACUGGGUUUAAUUGCAAUCGUGUUCAUUUUGUGAUCACCAAUGCAGUCUUGUCAAACAAAAAAAGGCAGUGAGGGUUUAAAAUUGAUUUUCCCUUAGUAUACGAUAGCACAGACGGCCGCAGUUCUGCACUCAUUUUUAAGCGAUAAGUUGCCAAGUGACGGUUCGGGAAACGAAUCAGCUCGUUCUAUUAACUAAACGUAAACGCUACAACAGCAACAAAUCACUAUUGAUGCAUGCAAUUUCUCUAUGAAUUAGUUAUUGCUGCUCUUUAUUGUCUAAGCUAAAGUAAGCACCUAAGAUACUUUAACUAUUUUCCAACACUUACAUUCUCCGAACAACGGUAUUUUAAAUGUCACAACAUUUGAAAAAGAAUUCGCCUACUAGCCGAAAUCGUAAGCAACAACAACAUCAAACACAAAAUGCAGACAGUGUAAAACAAAAAGCAAAUGCCUCAGGCAACCAAUUAACUGCCAAUAGAAAGUCGAAUGGCGGUGUACCUUGGUCCAGUAACAGCGCCUCCACGCCUAGUGGUAGCAUCACGUCAUCUGUGUCGGCACCCGCGCUUAUGCGUAAAAAAUCACAAAUCAAACUGCAAAAAGAGAAGGAACGAGCGGAACGUGAGACGCUAGUGCUAUGGCGUCGACCGGUUCAGACUGUGAGGUAUUGUGGCCUCGAGUUAGUGACGCUAGCGCAGACUUCGGGCAAGCGUUUACUACAACAACGUGGUUUGCUUGCGGCACUCCUAGUUUUAGGUACUAUAUUUAGUUUUAUUUAUUAUUUACCGGGUCCACAUCAGCUGGUUUUGGAUGUGGUACGUCGCAAUACUUGGUUUUUCAUCUACUGGACCGGUUUGGGUGUACUCUCCUCGGUGGGUCUGGGAACGGGACUGCACACGUUUUUGCUGUAUCUGGGACCACAUAUAGCUAGUGUAACGCUAGCUGCAUAUGAAUGCAAUUCUUUAAAUUUUCCGCGACCACCAUAUCCCGAUGAUAUUAUCUGCCCGGAAGAGCCAUAUGCAAAGAAAGUGCCAAAUCUUUGGAUGAUUAUGAGUAAAGUACGCAUGGAAGCUUUCCUUUGGGGUGCGGGCACCGCUUUGGGCGAACUGCCACCUUAUUUCAUGGCAAAGGCAGCACGCCUUUCUGGCUAUGAUCCCGACGAUGCCGAGGAGUUGGCUGAAUUCGAAGCAUUGAAAGCCAAACGUAAUCAAAAGAAUUUGAGUUUAAUGGAUAAGGGCAAAUUAUUUAUGGAACGUGUUGUAGAACGUGUUGGCUUUUUGGGCAUUUUAGCAUGUGCAAGUAUUCCCAACCCGUUAUUUGACUUAGCCGGCAUUACAUGCGGUCACUUUUUGGUGCCAUUCUGGACUUUUUUCGGUGCUACGCUUAUUGGCAAGGCCAUUAUCAAAAUGCACAUACAAAAAGUUUUUGUUAUUAUUGCUUUCAAUGAGGCGCUUAUUGAACGAGCUGUUGAUGUGCUCGGAAAGUUACCCAUAUUGGGUAAAAAACUGCAGGAGCCGUUUAAAGGCUUCCUUAACAAUCAGAAGAAGCACUUGCACCGUGAACGUCAACCGGCGGCUGAGUCUGGUAACUUAUUGUCAAAGGUGUUUGAGACGUUUGUCAUCUGUAUGGUUUGCUACUUCAUAAUCUCGAUUGUUAACUCAUUGGCGCAAAGUUACCACAAGCGUUUGCAUAAGAAACAUGUGAAAAAAGUGAAGAAACCGAUAGCAAAGGAUUAGAUGGAAGCGAGGUAGAUAUAAAAACAGGCUGCAGUUUGAGGGCGGUGGAUGGAGUGUCGUUUGGAAAAGCAUGGAAAGCGUAAAAAAUAAAAGGAGUAGUGAAAAUGACUGAAUUAUUUUGGCAUUGUGUUGUUAGCGUUUAAACCGGUGGGUGCUACGCCCAUUCUUGUAUUAACAUACUACAACAUUCUAUACAAAUCGACUAUAUGCCCAGCAGAAUUUCAGCAGUUAUGUAGCCUUAUGCUAAUUAAGUCAUAAGCAGCUAGUCCUAAUUUGUAUGUGUGUGUACAAAAAAUAUAGGAAAAGUAGGUCUCAUAAUGAAAUUAAAUUAAUUUCACAUCAAAUU